Dipodomys ordii (Ord's kangaroo rat) is the source of this 597-nucleotide messenger RNA. It is a transcript of the gene Sdhaf4, whose product is annotated as succinate dehydrogenase complex assembly factor 4. Gene Ontology annotation, cellular component: mitochondrion. NCBI's taxonomy places the organism in Eukaryota, Metazoa, Chordata, Mammalia, Rodentia, Heteromyidae. Gene Ontology annotation, biological process: mitochondrial respiratory chain complex II assembly. The transcript has a single exon. The coding region runs from base 65 to 391 and encodes 108 amino acids. The record is from RefSeq and is a predicted model, not a curated record.
CUUUCUUUCCCCCAGCAAGCACAAGUCCCUAGGUAGCCCCAGUAACAAAAGAAAAAUAAAGGCCAUGACCACAACUAGGCUCGCAGGAUCGCUCAUCCGCCUCUUGGCCUCCACAUGGAACAGAACAGAAUCACCCCUUCUGUAUCCUUCUUGGAGAAAAAUGAGUUCUUCACAAGGAGGAAAGCCUAAACCUGUCAAACAACCCACGAGGAAGCCAGAGUUACCAGUUGGCCGUUUUGAUGCACCGGAGGAUUCCCACUUAGAGAAAGAACCACUGAAAAAAUUUCCAGGUGAUAUUAAUCCAGUCACCAAAGAAAAAGGUGGACCCAGAGGCCCAGAACCUACUCGCUAUGGAGAUUGGGAACGAAAGGGACGUUGUAUUGAUUUUUAAGUCAAAUAUUCAUUAACUUCAUUUUCUGAAUCAUCUGAAUUGCCUAUUUCUAGUUAUUUUCUGUGUCUUUGUGUAAGUCAUCUAAUUUUUAUUAUGUAUAUAAUGGCUUUGGAAGAAAGUAUGCUGCUAUAACUAAGAACAGGAAAUAUUUUUAUGUUAGCAGGUUAACUAAUAAAAAUGUAUUGGGGUAUAUAAAAUAAAAACAA